GUCCCAGCCAGUGAAUAUUCUCAUGGUUAUAGCUAUGUUAACUCUACAUGUGAAACAACCCCUAAGAGAAACCGUAUGAACUACGGGUUUGAUUCGGAGAUCAUAUGAUAACAAUAACCACAGCAGUCAUUCAUAAUCAUCUGGGUAGAUAAACCAGAGGAGCAGCAUGGGAGCGCAGAGCCCAGCCCAGAUCCCUCUACUGCAGCGCCUGACACAAGGGGCGCUGAGGAGGCACAGGCAGCAGCAGCAGCCACAGAACAACACCGGGUCACACACCGUGCGAUUCGAAGACGGCACCCAAAGGCAGAGCGGGAAUGGGAGGCCGCUGUACAGGAGAGCCGAUUCCGUCAGGGAGAGAUACGCACAGCUCAAUGACUCGACUCAGGGCUACAAAUACACGGAAAAACUCCUUCAGCUGGUUGGUGAUGAGAAAUAUGCCGAGGUGAAGGCCCUCCUGGAGGAGGGGACGGACGUCAACGUUAAAGACGAAGGGACGGACACAACCGCAUUACACAUAGCGGCUUCGAACGGGUUCACAGGAGUACUCAAGCUGUUGUUGGAUGCUGGAUCAUACGUCAAUGCUCAAGACAGCACUGAACAAACGCCUCUGCAUUUUGCUGUGCGGAAGGACCACAUCGACUGCUGCCAGUUACUGCUGGAGCAUCCGAAUAUCGAUGUCAAUCAGUGCAACAAAGAACGUAAUACCAUAUUGCACGUAGCUGCCAAGGAGGGCAGGUAUGACAUUUGUAACAUGAUUUUAGAUCAAUCGCAGCUUCGUGUUAAUGUCAAAAACAAGCGAGGCAUGACGGCCUUGCAUCUCGCAGCUCAGGAGAAUCAACCACGGGUGUUGCAGCUCCUUUUGGAAAAAGGAGGUAUAGAUUGGAAAAUCCAAGAUUCGAAUUUCUACUUAGCUCUUCAUUACGCGGCACAGAAAGGGUUUCCCAAAUGCUGCGAAGUAUUGAUGUCCUCAGAUAUCAAAGAUAACAAAGUCAAACAGCUUUCAACUUGUUUGAAAGAUGGCAAAACAGCCCUUAUGCUAGCUGCCAAAAAUGGGCAUCAUAAAUGUUGUGAGAAUCUAACAUUAAACAAUAUCAACGCGAAGGAUAAGUCUGGCACCACCGCCUUGCAUUAUGCAGCAUAUGGAGGAUACGAAAUCACAGUAUCUGAACUGCUUGCAAUGGGAGCGAAUCCGAACACGCAGAGCAAGAAAGGCAGCGCCCCAGUCCUCGAUGCCGCGUCGAAGAAGAGGCCGGGUUGCCUGAAAGCCCUCCUUGCCAAGGAAGUGAAUCUGAGUGUCUUCGAUAAACAAGGCAAGGGGGUCCUUCACUACGCAGCUGAGAAGAAUGCCGAAGAAUGCUUGGGACUGUUGUUAGAAAUUCCCAGUGUAUUGUCAAUCCUGGACCGAAAAGACAAGGACAACUGCACUGCUCUCCACUUAGCCAUCAAGCGGGAAGCAGUCGAAUGUGCCCUCUUGCUGCUGGAGAAGGGCUCCUCGGCGACGGAGGAGUGCGUGGGCGGAAUGACACCCCUUCACCUCGCUGCGGACAAAGGGUAUACGAUCAUAUGUGAGAAACUAUUCGCAAUGCCUGGAGUGCAAGUUAGUAAAGAGAACGAAAUGAAAGCAACGCCCUUGCAUUUAGCAGCAUUGCACGGAUCGGUAGAUGUUUGCCAGAUGCUGCUCCGGCGAGGGGCGCGACAGACGGCGGUCGACGUACACGGACGGACGGCUCUGCACUUGGCAUCCGGGAAGGGAAAUGCCAACGUGGUCAAGUUCCUGUGCCGGAAAGGAGUCCCGAACAAGGCGAAGGAUGAUACCGGGUCGAAUGCGUUGCAUCUUGCGGCUGUGUCGUCAGAAGGAGCGCUAGAAUGUUGCAAAAUCCUGACAGCCAACGCAAAGGCACUUAACUGGGAUACGGAUCGAGACCAGAAGUUACCUAUCGACAGAGCUUUCGAAAGUGGGCAUGACGAAAUUUUCAAACUUCUACUGAAGAAAUUAAUGUUCAAGGAUAAUCAAGACAGUCGAAUGCUGACUCUGCAUAAGUAUAUGCAUGAAGCAUUACUCACGAACAGACUAAGCAUUGUGGAAGCCAUCAUAGACAGUGAGUGGUGGGAAUCAGGUUUUAUUGGAAAAAAUGGCCACCACUGUGAGAAUUUUCGUAUGCUGGUGAUGUCUCACCCGGAGCUAGCCCUCAAAGUCCAAGAAAAGUGUGUUGAACGUGUUUCAAACUUGGAGACACGAUAUGAUUUCAGGCUGUAUAAUGAUAACUAUUAUAUUCCAGCAGAUACGGAGAAACGUGCAAUCAGCCCCUUCGACCAGACCACAGGAUCUGUUCUACCGAAGGCACAGCAAUUCACUGUUGGUCUGGCAUGGAAAAACUCGCAUCCUCUGGCACUCAUGGUCUCCCACCACCGCUACCAGAACCUGCUGCACCCUCUCUCCAAGGCGUGGAUGUUGCAACAGUGGAGGACAUAUGCUUACAAGAUCUUCCUGCUUCUUCUGUUGCAUGAGCUGUUCUUUGUCGGCAGUCUGAUUGGGUUCAUGGCUUGUGUCGACAACUGGAAUCAAAAUAAAAUUGCGCUGCAAUUUCACCAAAGAUGCAUUCAUUCGCACAUCAGAAGAAUAUGACUCAUUGAGUAAUGACACAAAAGCUCAGUUUGAUGAGUGCAAUGCAUCCCUUCCCACAAAAUCAGCAUUA
This is a messenger RNA of Penaeus monodon (black tiger shrimp), 2696 nucleotides long. RefSeq names its product serine/threonine-protein phosphatase 6 regulatory ankyrin repeat subunit A-like. Gene Ontology annotation, molecular function: protein binding. The record is from RefSeq and is a predicted model, not a curated record. NCBI's taxonomy places the organism in Eukaryota, Metazoa, Arthropoda, Malacostraca, Decapoda, Penaeidae. The transcript has 7 exons. The coding region runs from base 167 to 2626 and encodes 819 amino acids.